GUAUAUAAGCCGUAGUUAUAGUAUAAAACAUUUUAUGUUAUCGUGACUUUGAGGUGAAUAUGGCGUUACAAUUUGAGGGGGUACCGGCAGGUGUCAGUGAAAAACAACAGCAGUUUAUUCGUGAAGUGCUACAAAAAAGAGGAUUUGAAAAUAACAAGGUGGUGUUCGAACCAGCUGGCAAGGCUGGUGAUAACUUUGUAGCCACCGUUUUGAGAAUAACAGUUAUUGUUCAAGAUGGCAAUGACUUCAAGAUGAUCGCCAAAGUCGCACCACAACUUGAGGCUGUACGUACCGGUAUGAACACAUCAUAUUUGUUCAAUAACGAAAUAAUUAUGUACGAACAAGUGCUACCAAAAUUUAAAAGUCUGCAAGAAGAAGCUGGCGUAUCAGAAAAUGAAAUUUUGCGGUAUGCUCAUUGUUACGGUUGCCUUUCGGAAGAACCAAACGAAGUGAUUUUGCUUGAGGACUUAAAACCUUUAGAUUACGUAAUGCUGGAUAGGCGUGCGCCGAUGAGCAAUGAAGCCGUGUUGCUGGUUCUCAAAAACUUUGCUACUAUACAUUCCAUGUCAUAUGUUUUAAAACAUUUGGAACCAGAAACGUAUGAAAAUUUUAGUAACAGAUUGACUGAUGUGUGGAAAUUAAUGGCAAAUGAGGACCAAAUGAUGUUUUUGGCGCAAGUUGAACAAAGUGCUCUCGAAGUAUUAGAUGACGAGGAAUACAAAAAAUACAUACGCGGUGUUGUUUCUCAAAUGAAUGCACUAUUGCCUAAAAUUAAGAAACACGAGAACCCUAAAUAUUUAAUAAUUCAGCAAGGUGACUCCUGGACAAAUAAUAUCAUGUUCCAACUUGAUGAAGGCAAGCCCUCGAAUGCCAUCAUGAUCGACUACCAGCUGGCCAACGAGAACAGUCCAGUGGCCGAUCUCCUUUACUUCGUCUUCUGCUGUACAGACCACGCCAUAAGGUCAGAACAUUACCAAGAUUGGAUAAGCUUCUACCACGAUCAGCUUGACAAAUCAUUAUCCAACUUCGGUUUGAAGGCCAACUACAUUUAUCCAAAGGAUCAGCUGGACGCAGAUCUCAAGAGAUAUUCCAAGUUGUUCUUAGGAUCGGCAGUUCUGCUGCAAAGUAUGCUGAUGAGGAGUCCAGAAGAAGCCGCUCAGAUGCACGAAGCGAUGACGAAAUUUGAUGUGGAAAAAUUGGAGGGUAUGCCAGUGGAGACUCUUAGCGGAGAUACCAUCGCUCUGUUCAAAAGUGCACUUCAUGGUCUAAUAGACAGCUACCGUCAGUUUGGAUACGUUUCCUAAGCUACUAGAUUCUCCAAGCCAAGAUGAAGGAAGUUAAAGCAAGUAUUGCUAAGUAGGAUAUUGUCCGUAUUCACAAACAUUACUAUGAGGUCUUACAGUGCGCGUGGACGCACAGGGUGACACACGACCCAAUCACAGAGCUCUAUUCAACGCUGUGCGUUUGAUUUGCUGCUUCACAUAAGCAAGCAUCGUAUGUGAAUAUGUGAAUUUUGUUUAAGUAUAAUAGUGCGUUAUUUCGAAAGAUUGCCCACCGUAAGAUGCAAAUAAAAUAAUGUGAAUUAACA
This is a messenger RNA of Ostrinia furnacalis (Asian corn borer), 1588 nucleotides long. RefSeq lists its product as uncharacterized. The coding region runs from base 60 to 1304 and encodes 414 amino acids. The record is from RefSeq and is a predicted model, not a curated record. The transcript is spliced from 2 exons. Lineage: Eukaryota; Metazoa; Arthropoda; Insecta; Lepidoptera; Crambidae.